This is a messenger RNA of Fusarium coffeatum, 2637 nucleotides long. RefSeq lists its product as uncharacterized. The record is from RefSeq and is a predicted model, not a curated record. The coding region runs from base 1 to 2637 and encodes 878 amino acids. The transcript has 4 exons. NCBI's taxonomy places the organism in Eukaryota, Fungi, Ascomycota, Sordariomycetes, Hypocreales, Nectriaceae.
AUGGAGUGCAGCUCAAGCUCAUCUUUACUCCUUGCACUCCCUCCCGAGAUCCUUACCAUGAUCUUCGACCAGGCCCCGCUGGUGGACAGGGCCGUGUUAGCCAUGACUUACGGUUUCAACCUCGAGAUGCGAAUGGGAGACCACGCCGUGCUUGGAGUUGGUGUGUCGACUGCAGCAUGUAUCGACCGACGAGACGAGGAUGGUGGAUUGACAAGAUUAAGAAGACUUGGUCUAAAGAGCAAUUAUCUUCUGCUACUCAGGCUAUCGAUUGGUACUGUCGCGGUCUCAAAAGGCAAUGUCCAAGUUGCUGGCUGCAUCAGUGGCCUUGUUCACAACCUAGUGUCAGCCGGGUCUGGCAGAUUCGUGGAGGUCCAACCACAGUUCAAACUGCCCUUUUUUUCUUUCACCAUCGUCAAGCAUAAUGCGAGAGGCGUCACCACGAUUGGCUUCGGAAGUAGAGACCUCAAACGGUUCUUCAGCGAGAAACUUGCGUUGAACCCGGUUGGCCCCGAGCCUCUUACCCUCAACAUUGAACAAGUCCUCUACCAUUAUGAUGCACUUUGUGACGUUCUACGCGAGCGAGCGAAUCACGAGACACGAUUUGACGACACAUUCAACGAGAUACGACUGCUUGUUAAUGAUAUUUUGCUCGAGUCAUUUCUUUACGACGGCCUUGACAUUGACCACCUGCGCCGCCAAAACAUCAUUUCUGCCGAUCUUUUUCAAGAGAUCCAACCCCGCUACAAUGACUUUGGGUUGGAAAUCCCUGAAGAAUGCUUCGAACUCGGAGCGUUUACUCAAGAGAUGGAGGAUGAGUACGAGAGGGUCCAGAAUACCCAGAUCGAGACAUUUGCUCGAAUGGGUAGAGAGGAUCUACUUCGCGGCUUUUGCGAACCUCUUCUGCGGUCAAAGAACACCCGCAUCUUUUACGACGAGGAACUCCUCUAUGACAUUCUCCAAAACCGUUUCUGGGACGCCUAUGAGUACAUGCUGAACGUUAUCGAACGCUCGCGGUUAUUGGAAAGAAAUGCCCGACGCCGUGAUCCUUCCGACAUCACAUACGAUCCCCUAUACAUGGCCAUCAAACUCGGCCACUGCCCUACUGUUCAGUACCUGAUUCAAAACAAACACAAGAACUUUGAAGGGUACAUCAGAGGCGCUGUCAACUACUCAGACCGUCUCUUUACACCUCUCCUAGCCGCGGUCCGAUGGCAAAAAGUGGACGUGAUCCGACUUUUGCUACGAGAAGCGCCUGUGUACUAUUCCAUGCUACCCCAAGCUUUCGAAUUCGCAAAAGAGACGGGAUUCGAUCGCAUGCUAGACGUCAUGGCAGACCUGACAGAAGAGAAUACAUCUACUUUUGCGCACAAGAGCGCUAGAUAUCCGGGGCCGAAAGCCCCUCAAUCACAGAUUAUGGGAGGAUUGGCGCCUUCUAUAACCAUCACUCCAUCACCCUAUGGGAAUAGCAAUGUAUCUGGCAUCAGCAAUGGGCUCCAGGACUUGUCUCAAGGUCAGAUGACGUUGGACAGCCCUGGCCCUUUCCCUCAAUCACCAGAGAUAUCUCAGCUUUUAACUAAUCCCAGCCUCGAAGGUAAGGACCUCGGUUCCUUCGAUUCUGGGAUUGGUAUGGAAAGUUCUUUCGAGGUUCCGGCGACUCCAUGGCCUCCAGCCACUCCAGAUGACCAUACAUCGCACAAGUCUAUUGACCAGCCUACAGAAGCUCUUGGUCAUUUGAGUUCGAUUCCAAUACCUCCAUCCUGGGGUGACAAUAGCCCGUUGCUGGCAGAGGACUCUGAUUUCGAGAAAUCCUUCGGUCAGCCUACGAAGACUCUAGAUCCAAUGAGUUUGACUCCAAUCCCUCGGGAAGUUAAACGCCGGAGGCUGGAAAUAGACUUCAAUUUUGAAGAUAUCUCCAGUCAUGCAACAGAAACUCCGGGUCAAACGAGUUUAACCCCCGUUCCCCAGGACAGUAAGCGCUCGAGGAUGACGAUGAACUUCAAUUUCGAAGCUAUCUCCCGUCAGACUACAGAGACUCCGGGUCAAUCGAGUCUAGAGACGCCCCCUUCAAGCCAAGACUACAAUCGCCCGUUGCCAGUAACGGUCUCAGAUUUCGAAAACACAUUCGGCCAUCUUACAGAUGCUCAGGAUCAAAUGAUACAGAGUCCCUUCUUACUCUCUUUCAACGACAAUGGCCCGGCAACAGGGUUCAGUGUCGGCAAUAUGAUCAAUAGCUUCACAUACGAUGCAGAUGGCUCGAUCGCCCCUUCAGCGUUUCCCACUCCUUCAGCGUUUUCCACACCCCUAACGGAAAACGUUGAAUAUGUGCUACCACCUGGGACUCCUCAAUGCAAAGACGCUCACCCAACACCGAGCAAAACUGAGCUAAUAGAAGAACCACCACGCUCGCCAUACAAAUGCAGGGAAUGUGAAAAGCCUUUUACCACUGUGUCAAACCGCAACAAGCACGAGAAAACGGCAUGCCCGAAUAAGGAUAUACCAGGAUUACCCUGCCGGUAUGCUCAUCUUGGAUGCCCGAAGGCGCCCAAGACUGAGGAUAAUCGAAAAUCCCAUGAGAGAGAUUGGUGCAGGUUCAACCCCAAACGCGGCAAGGUCAAAAGAAAGAAGACGAAGAAGUGA